AUGGCUGCUUUCGCCAGAAUGGUGAAGGGCCAAGUGCGCAAUUAUUCCGCACCUGUGGAUAUGGCUAUUCCUGCCUCCAAGCGGAAGUUCAUUCCCUCGUCCGGAUCGUACCCUAAAGGCUUCGUCGUCUCUGGUACACACGUUGGAGUCAAAGCGUCGAACACCAGGUUCCCCGAUCUCGCUUUGAUCUCGUCCGAAACGCCAUGCUCUGCCGCAGCUGUGUUCACCACCAACAAGUUCCAGGCUGCACCGGUGCAGGUGAGCAAGGAUAUCCUCAAAACCCGCCAGGGUCAAGGCAUCCGGUCCGUGGUGAUUAACUCAGGCUGCGCCAAUGCCGUCACCGGCAAAGGAGGUCUGGAAGAUGCAGUGAGCAUGGGCAAGAAGGUAGACGAAUGCGACGGACUCAAGGAGCCCAGCACGCUCGUCAUGAGUACCGGUGUCAUCGGCCAACGCCUCCCAAUCUCGAAGAUCCUCAGCAAGGUCCCAGUAGCCCACUCCAACCUCUCCUCCACGCAUGACGCCUGGCUCACCACAGCCCGCGCAAUCUGCACAACGGAUACCUUCCCCAAGCUUCUCUCCCGCACAUUCACGCUCCCCUCCUCCCCAGGCCGCACCUACAGCCUCGCCGGCAUGACCAAGGGAGCCGGUAUGAUCCACCCGAACAUGGCCACUCUCCUCGGCGUGCUGUGCACCGACGCGCCAAUCGAACCCUCCGCCCUUCAGUCCCUCCUCAAGCACUCCGUCAAUCGCUCGUUCAACUCUAUCUCCGUCGACGGCGACACCAGCACCAACGACACAAUCGCCAUCCUCGCCAACGGCGCCGCAGGCGGAGCACCCAUCAACUCCGCCUCGUCGGACGACUACGCCGCAAUGCAGGAGAUUCUGACUUCGUUCGCACAGUCGCUAUCUCAGCUUGUUGUGCGCGACGGUGAAGGAGCCACUAAGUUUGUUACUGUCCGUAUCCAGAACUCUCCCGACUAUGAAUCCGGUCGGUUGAUUGCGUCUACCAUUGCCCGCUCCCCGCUCGUUAAGACGGCCUUGUAUGGUAAGGAUGCGAACUGGGGUCGUAUCCUUUGCGCUAUUGGCUAUACUCAGGGCGUGGCGCCGGGAACUGUCGUUCCUGAGCGCACAAGCGUUAGCUUCAAGCCUGUUGAUGGUAGCCCCGUGUUGAACUUGCUGGUGAACGGUGAGCCGGAACAGGUCGAUGAGGAGCGUGCUAGUGUUAUUCUCCAGGAGGAGGAUCUGGAGAUUGUUGUUGACCUUGGCGGUGGUGAGAAGGGUGAGCAGGGUCUUGGUGGUGAGGAGGCUGUUUACUGGUUCUGUGACUUCAGCCAUGAGUAUGUCACUAUCAAUGGCGACUACAGAACUUAA
Molecule: messenger RNA, 1371 nt
Organism: Aspergillus pseudonomiae
Lineage: Eukaryota; Fungi; Ascomycota; Eurotiomycetes; Eurotiales; Aspergillaceae
Product: bifunctional ornithine acetyltransferase/N-acetylglutamate synthase
Exons: 2
Coding region: 1-1371 (456 amino acids)
Biological process (GO): L-arginine biosynthetic process; L-ornithine biosynthetic process
Cellular component (GO): mitochondrial matrix
Molecular function (GO): L-glutamate N-acetyltransferase activity, acting on acetyl-CoA as donor; L-glutamate N-acetyltransferase activity, acting on acetyl-L-ornithine as donor
Source: RefSeq, a predicted model, not a curated record